CUUGCUUUUCAGGAGGGUGGUGGAGUUUACACUGUUCGUGACUUUAUGACUAAAAGGGAACAACUCCAUGUUGUGAAACCAUCCACUUCAGUAGAUGAAGCUCUUGAGAGGCUGGUGGAGCAUCGAAUAACUGGCUUUCCUGUUACCGAUGAUCACUGGAAUUUGGUUGGUGUGGUCUCAGAUUAUGAUCUGUUAGCACUGGACUUGAUAUCAGGAAAUGGACAGGCCGAAGCGGACAUAUUUCCUGAGGUGGACAGCACUUGGAAGACUUUCCAUCAGAUACAAAAGCUCUUAAGCAAAACCAAUGGGAAAGUAGUUAGUGAUGUUAUGACUUCUGCACCUCUUGUGGUGCGUGAAACUACUAACCUUGAAGAUGCUGCAAGGUUACUUCUUGUUACUAAAUACCGCAGGCUGCCAGUAGUCGACAGUUCGGGCAAAUUGGUUGGAAUCAUCACAAGAGGGAACGUCGUCAGAGCUGCUCUUGAGUUUAAGAAAAAUGUUGAAGGGAGUCUUUGAAGUGGAACUGUAGAUGAUCCUUUCCGAAGGUGGAACUUGAACAUAUUGCUAGUAGGCAAGCAUACUGAAAAAAUUGUUUACACAACAUGCUAGUUUAAUUGCAGUUGGGAUACAUGUAUUGUGAGCAUCAUGCAUCAUCCUUAAAUUUCAAAAUUUUGAAUUGAGGGAAUUUUCAAAGCCUCUGCUAAAUAAAGGGCAAAGAACCC
Messenger RNA from Triticum dicoccoides, 722 nucleotides. RefSeq names its product CBS domain-containing protein CBSX1, chloroplastic-like. The transcript has 7 exons. The record is from RefSeq and is a predicted model, not a curated record. NCBI's taxonomy places the organism in Eukaryota, Viridiplantae, Streptophyta, Magnoliopsida, Poales, Poaceae. Bases 46 to 516 code for a protein of 156 amino acids.